Molecule: messenger RNA, 1906 nt
Organism: Schizophyllum commune H4-8
Lineage: Eukaryota; Fungi; Basidiomycota; Agaricomycetes; Agaricales; Schizophyllaceae
Exons: 3
Coding region: 51-1715 (554 amino acids)
Source: RefSeq, a predicted model, not a curated record
CGACGUGAGCCAGCGCAUAUGCCAACGAUAAUCCUGCGACAUUGCGCGACAUGCAUCCUUGCUUAGCCAUCCCGGAAAUUUUGUCCAUCAUAUGCGACUACCUGCGCGACGAGCGGGAUGAACAAUGGCGUCGCACCUGGCUCUUGAGCCUGUCUGCUACUUGUCGCACUUUCAAUGGCCCUGCAACGGCUGCUCUUUGGAGCAACCUGCUCAGUAUCAAGCCGCUGCUUCGGGCUCUCCCGCGUGACAUUUUCACGGACCGAGACGAAUUUACUUUGUCUAAGCACAUCGGACCCUCCGAUCUUGUGAAGCUCAACUUCUAUGCUCGGCUCGUGCAGGAACUGCACGUCUCGUGGCUGCCGGAUACGACCUGUCUUGCGGCCUUGCAGCUGAGCUGCACAGCCUCUUUCCUUCCGAACCUGCGAUCCUUGCAUUGGUACUGCGUAGGCGCCCCUGCGCUCUCCUUCAUCUUGAUGCUCGUCCAUCCGGGGGUCACAACCCUUGAAAUCGACAUGGCCCUCUCAAGUAGCCAUCCUCUUGUCUCCUCUCUUCUGCCGCGACUUCAGUCCCUAUGCCCCGACAUCCGCCAAUUCCGGCUACUCGACGACGACUGGGCCCCGCGCUUCAGAACACUUGGGUACGCGACGCACGUGGCGCCCCGCUGGGAAAGACUGCAAAUCCUUGACGUGCCGUAUCUAGACGGAUCAGAUCUAGAGCAUCUCGCCGCCAUCUCGCAGCUGCACAAACUAUGCAUUCGCAGUCUUCCCGACGAUUUUCACAGGUCUCGGAUUUCGAUAGAUCAACCUGCAUUCGCAUCUCUCCGCACGCUCGAACUUCGGCCUCAGGCUAUGCACCUAGCCACGAGCUUUCUGCAAGCCAUUCAACCCAUGAUGCGGCUAAAGAGUCUCAAAAUAUCCCCCAAGGAGACUAAGCGGGUUGACCAUUGGGAUUCCCUCCUCACAUCGAUAUCUCGGUCCUGCGACCCAAACACGCUCCGAUCGCUCUCCGUUUGCGACUCCGCCAGAUACGACGAGGAUGAUGACGACCUUGAGUCCACUGCCCUAUCAAUCAACGUCGUCCAGAAGCUUUUCGUAUUCCGGCAUCUCACCGCUCUCGAGCUGGACUCAUGGGGCGGGCUCAGUAUCGAUGACGAGGAGUUUCCUGCCCUCGCACAAGCGUUCCCCGACAUCGAGGAUCUUCGGCUGCUAUCAGGGCAGGAGGACGCAAACCGGCACGACGCGACGAUAUACGCAGUCGCCUCCAUCGCUCAGUUCUGUCCUCGCCUGCGUGUCCUGCACAUGGAUUUCGACGCAGAUGCCUACAUAUACGAGGAGCACGAGACGCGCGGUAUUGCCCAGCGAUCCCUCACGCAUAUGAACGUCUGCUACUCGCCGAUAUCCAGCACUCGAAUUACCGCAGCAUUCCUCUCCGCGCUAUUCCCGAACCUCGACACAAUCGAGAGCGAAGGCAUAGAGGCCGUCGUCCGCCGCACCCAAGAUGAAGAAUGGACGGCGCAGAGUCGGCGCGCCAAGAAGAUGAAGUGGCGGCAGGUGGCGCGCUUGCUUCCCAUGCUUCGAUUUGUGCGCGCCCAAGAACGGCGUGAUAGUUGCCUUCGGAGGUUAGAGGGCGAAGCAGAAGAGGUUGAAAGGGACUCGAAUCAGCACAAUCAGUCGCUGGAUGCGGACGGCUAUGACACGGAUUACUCAGAUCUUUGAGGCGGCGGCGGUCGAUAUCCUCCUUCCAGUACGACAUUGGUCAUUCUUUUCUUGUGAAUCUGACAGCCAAGCCCCGUUGAAUACCAGUAGCCGACGCUGACGAGCGAGACCUUCUGGUUUCACUUCUUUACUGGCAAUUGUCCUUGUACUAAGAUGGAUAUUCCAAUCACGCGGUUCGGAACUGCAUACGC